Colletotrichum karsti is the source of this 819-nucleotide messenger RNA. RefSeq lists its product as uncharacterized. Gene Ontology annotation, biological process: protein neddylation; positive regulation of ubiquitin-protein transferase activity. Gene Ontology annotation, molecular function: ubiquitin conjugating enzyme binding; ubiquitin-like protein binding; cullin family protein binding. Lineage: Eukaryota; Fungi; Ascomycota; Sordariomycetes; Glomerellales; Glomerellaceae. The record is from RefSeq and is a predicted model, not a curated record. Gene Ontology annotation, cellular component: ubiquitin ligase complex. The coding region runs from base 1 to 819 and encodes 272 amino acids. The transcript has 5 exons.
AUGCCGCCUACGUCCUCGCAGAAGGCGAUGACGACGCAGUUCGUCCAGUUGACUGGCGCCAGUGACAGGACCGCGCAACGGUACCUGAAAAAUGCUUCCUACAAGAUCAACGAUGCCAUCGACGCGUACUUCUCGGGGAACAGUGGUAGCAACACCCCCACAACUUCGGCGCUCGACAGCUCGUUGGAUCAAAUGUUCGACAAGCUUCGCGAUGACUCGAAGGAUGAGAAGAACGCUCUUGGUGUUGAGUCAACAAUGGCCUACCUCGAGGACAUGAAAGUCAAUAUUGAGAAUGCCGAGAUGCUCGUAGUGGCAGAACUCCUCCAGUCGCCGUCCAUUGGCGCGAUCACAAGAAAAGGCUAUGUUGAUGGCUGGAAAGCGACUGGAUCUGCGUCGCGACAAGCCCACGCUGCACACAUCAAAUCUUUGGUUGGCCAACUCGCGACCGACCCCGCCUACUUCAGAAAGGUGUAUCGCUACACCUUUGUCGCUAGCAAGGAGGAGAACCAGAAAGCCGUGGCUCUCGAUGUGGCAAAGGUCUACUGGAGUGUCCUGUUCUCGCCCCCCGGCUGGGAAUGGAAGACCAAGUCCCAGGAUUGGCUGCAGCUGUGGACGUCAUUCCUCGAUGAGAAGUGGACGCGUUCUGUCAACCGCGACAUGUGGAACAUGACCCUCGAGUUCGCCACGAAGACCAUGUCAGACGAGACGUUGUCCUUCUGGAACGAGGACGGCGCUUGGCCCAGUGUCAUCGACGACUUCGUGGCUUGGUGCAAAGAGAAGGGAGUCGGUAAGGCCGAGUCGAUGGACCUUGACGCCUAG